Molecule: messenger RNA, 1500 nt
Organism: Durusdinium trenchii
Lineage: Eukaryota; Dinophyceae; Suessiales; Symbiodiniaceae
Source: the annotation of a GenBank genome assembly
AUGAUGUUGGAGGAGUCGAUGCGAGUGAUCCAUGGGACAGUCGGGAGGUUUGAUUCCACGAAGAGUGCCGUUUGGGCCUCUAGAGGAAUCACACUUGCGAGUGUUGGGACGAGGAAGGCCCCAAACGCGAUGAAUUUUUUGCGCCAAUUGGAGAUCCUUCAAAAAAGCGGAGAUUCUGGAGACUUCAAGGAUUGGCACGAUGCUACCAAAGUGGCGCGGGCAUUUACGGUGGGCAAGUUGGAGGCCGAGUCACUGACCAAUUUGCAAUGCAAAAUUGCACCACUGAUGGUGACAGCACUCAAGGAAGCGACAAGGAAGGGGCAGGCUUUUGUGAAAGAGUUCAUGCAGCAGAAGUUCCAGGUGCAUAUGGUCGAUGAGCGAAAUCCGCAGCAGCUUUUCCCAGAGUUUGCCAAGAAAGGAGUCCCCGCUCACUCCCAGAUCCUCGCGAACUACCUGCGUGGUGCUGAUAUUGGAUCCACGGAUGUCGUGAUUUGGUGCGACCUUUUGCCAAACAGGCAAGUGGAAUUUGGCCGUGCUGUUCUCGAGCGCCUUCUUCAAGGUGGAGGGUCACCAGACGUCUACUAUUGCGGAUUCUUGAGGGAGGACCAGAAGGAUUGCAUUGCAGAUUUCGAGGCAAAGCCUGACCCUACGCUGGAUUUGCUGACAUGGGUGUCUGGGCGCCCCAAAUUCCCAGAUGCCUUGCUGAACAAAUUCUCGGAAGGCUCAGCCAGUCACAAGGUGAUCAGUGAGUUCAAGCAAGAGCUUUUGAGGAACUUCCCAGAGGCAGGCGCGGAUGCAUCAGUGACAGCUUCUCCAUCAGCAGGCACGGUUCGGGCGCAGGGCCAGCCGGACUAUUCAAUAGAAGGGGGCGCCAGGCCACAAGAUUUGUCCGAAGACUUGAACUUGGCUGUGGUGAAAGAGGCGGACUUCAAGGUUACAAGGACUGGGGGGAAAGCUUUUUGCCCCUCUGCGCGUGGCAAGCCGGCAGUGUGUGUGGAUUCGGAGUUCAACUUGUGGAUCGGAAACGAUGGUGACCAUGAGCUUUCCUUGGAGGCUUCUGAAAUCUGUGGCUUUAACGUUGGCUCAUUCGAAGAAAAGAUUGUGUCAGGCAUGGGCGAGAAUGAAAUGACCGGACUUCCCUUUCGCAUUGCGAACGACCUUGCCAUGGUGGCAUAUGAAAAGAAACCAAUGCCACUGUCGAAGCUUUUUCAUCAAAUCAUUACAGUGAAUGGCAUUGCGACCUUCGAACUUGCAAAUCACGAGAUCAUUCAGAAGACCUAUCAGGUUGUGGAGGGGCAGGACGCCCUGCCAGUGCCCUAUCGCUACACCGUCACCGUGGCGCGGGCCGGUAAAUGUAACGUCUUCAACCCAAACGCUUUGAAAGCUGGAGAGAACCCCAAGCACGGAUCGAUCGGCGCAGCGUAUGUGAACCACAUGGACAAGUUACCCAAAUGCAAGUCUGCCACAGUGGUAUGGGAGGUAUCUUGCAUUCAAUUUUGA